Cuscuta campestris is the source of this 1432-nucleotide messenger RNA. The record is from the annotation of a GenBank genome assembly. Lineage: Eukaryota; Viridiplantae; Streptophyta; Magnoliopsida; Solanales; Convolvulaceae.
CGCUAUCCAGCCCUCCGAGUCAAGUAAGUUCCCCCUUCCUUCUCUUUUUUCUUUCCCGGCCAUGUCUUCGUCUAGCGAUAGGAUCUCGUCCUCAGAGGACUGCUCCUCUAAGGAUUCCAACUCAUCUUCCUCGACCGGGUCUUCUUCUCCUGAAUCUACGCCCGGUCAGGUUCCCAACUCCUCCAUUCCCGACCCGCAUCCUGUAAAUCAGGUGCCCGGUGAAACUUUCGUGGGGAGGGAUGACCCGGUCGGUGACGAACCGGGCCCCUAUGACCCUGAACACGAAACCCGGGAUGCGUGGGAGGAGCGGCUUCAUGCUGCCGGUUACUUUCCGCUUCCCACCUUCUACGUCCUUGACAUCCCCUCCCGUGUAUCCAAAAUUGCCCUGAACAAAAUUCGUAGGAGGCUCCCGGACGGGUAUACCCUUCUAUACGAACCCAACUGGCCCAAUAUUGUCGAACCCCACCGGGAGGACAGGAUAGGGUUCCACACCAUUUCCCUAGAUGCGGGCAUAGUUUUUCCCCUUCGCCCCCUCCUAACCGAAGUAUGCCACGCGUUUGGGAUUUUGCCCGCCGGUCUGAAAUGGAAUGACCAUCUCCUCGACCAAGAGUAUGCUGCACCGGCCUCCUCCCCAGACUUGGAAGCUAACCUCGAGAUCCUCAUGCGCGGGGAUCCUCAAACCGGGAGGAUCUUCCAUCAAGGCAGCUGGGUUUGGAGGGUAGAGUCGGGUGGUGAGGGUACCUCCCAGGCCCAGGAAGCAGCGGGGCGCGGGGUACCCUCCCCGGGCAACACUGCAGAGGCCGAGGGCCAGAACCACCCAGAUAUGGAGUUUGAGGAAUUCGCCAUCCCUGACGAUCAACCAACCGGGGAGACCGAGGGCUCCCAAGCCAAUCCCGCCAGGACUUUCCCGGUCAAUCCAGAGACCGUGGAAAUCCUGGAUGAAGAUGAGCCCCAAGACAACCGGUCUAAGGGGAAGGAGAAGGAGAAGGCCGGUCGCCGGGUGAAGAAGGUGGCCACCACGCACCCUUCCUAUGCCAGGAAGAGGGCAAGGUCAGACCCUGAGCCGGCCUCCCAGACCAUUGAAGAGGCUUUUGUCAACCUGGGCCUGAGGCUGAAGGAGAAAGGGGAAAUCGGGCCCCAUGCAGUUGAACAGCUGGGGAUGGGAUCUCCUUCGGAGAUUGCCCGGCUAAGGAAGGAAAAAGAGGAGAUGAACCUGAUUUUGAAGAAUCAGGCAGAUGAGCUGAUCCGUCUGUCUAUAAUAUCCCAACAAGAUGAUGCGCUGGGAAAGCGUACGGGACAUUUGAUGCGCCGCGCAUACGCCUUCGUGGACUUCCGCUAUGACUCGCUCAGCCUCCCGGUUGGUUAGACAUCUCAGGAGUGGCCCCCCAAAUGCCCUUUUAUACAGCUUUCCAUCAAGAAUCUGGAAUCGGGG